AUGGCUAAAUCUUACUCAUACGACGUCUUCCCUAGCUUCAGGGGAGCAGACGUCCGCAAAAGUUUCCUCAGCCACUUGAUCAAAGAGUUUGAUCAGAAGCAUAUCAAUACUUUCAAAGACAACAAAAUCGAGAGAAGCCAAUCGCUCAAACCCACGCUUGAAAAGGCCAUUAGGACUUCAAAGAUUGCGGUCGUUGUGCUGUCCCAAAAUUAUGCUUCUUCAAGCUGGUGCCUUAAUGAACUGCUGGAGAUUAUGUAUUGCAUGGAAGAGUUCCGUCAAAUAGUGAUACCGGUUUACUACGGUUUGGAUCCUUCUCAUGUGAGACACCAAACUGGAGACUUUGGAGAGAUCUUUGAAAACACCUGCCACAACCAACCAGAGGAACUCAAAGUUCGAUGGAGGGGAGCUUUAUCUAAUUUAGCUAAUAUCUUCGGAUAUCAUUCAAAGAGCUGGGACAACGAAGCAAAAAUGGUUGAAGAAAUCGCCAACUAUGUUUCGGAUAAACUGCUUUUAACUUCAUCUAAGGAUUCUGAAGACAUUGUUGGCAUAGAAAACCAUAUGGCAGAACUGGAAUCGCUGUUGGAUUUUGAAUCCGAAAAAGGGAGGAUGGUUGGGAUUAUGGGUUCCUCGGGGAUUGGAAAGACAACAAUAGCAAGAGUUCUAUUUAACCGACACUCUCAUCGUUUCCAAGGCAGUGUUUUUGUCGAUAAGGCUUUCGUAUCUAGGAGUAUGGAAAUCUAUGGAGGAGCCAAUCCGUACGACUAUAACAUGAAGUUUCAUUUACUAGAAAAAUUUCUAUCUGAAAUUUUGGGGAAGGACCUAAAAAAUUUUCAUACGGGUGCAGUGGAAGAGAAGCUAAAAAACCACAAAGUUUUAAUCUUUGUAGAUGAUUUGGAGAAUCAUUUCGUCUUAGAUACCUUGGCAGGUGACAUUAAUUGGUUUGGACCAGGGAGUAGGAUCAUUGUGAUUACAAAACAUGAGCAUAUUUUAAGGGCCCACGGAAUUGAUCAUUUCUAUAAGGUACCUCUCCCAUCUGAUGGUCUUGCUCUUCAAUUUUUUUGUCGAAAUGCUUUUAGGCAGAACUCUCCACCAGGUGACUUUAUGGAGCUUGCUUCUGAAAGUGCAUUGCAUGCCGGUAAUCUUCCUUCGGGUCUUGUAGUUUUAGGGUCAUAUUUACGGGGUAGAUACAAAAAGGAGUGGAUAGAUAUGCUGAUAAUGUUCCGGAAAAGGCAAUUUGGUAAAAUUGAAGAGAUACUUAAAUUUCGCUACAAUGGGUUAAAUAACCAAAACGAUGAAGCAAUAUUCCACCACUGUCGGAGCAGACUUUAG
Brassica oleracea var. oleracea is the source of this 1329-nucleotide messenger RNA. Its product is annotated as disease resistance protein RPS6-like. Gene Ontology annotation, molecular function: ADP binding; ATP hydrolysis activity. Lineage: Eukaryota; Viridiplantae; Streptophyta; Magnoliopsida; Brassicales; Brassicaceae. The transcript has 2 exons. Gene Ontology annotation, biological process: defense response; signal transduction. Bases 1 to 1329 code for a protein of 442 amino acids. The record is from RefSeq and is a predicted model, not a curated record.